CGCCAACUGGAAUGGCGGCAUCGGAUGGCGCGGCGACGACGACGACGGCGCCACGAUGGAGUGUAUUCAAGGUGCUUCAAGUGCUUUAUGAGAACAUUGCGCUUGAAGGUCGCAAUGGUAUCUCCGUGCGCCGACUCUUUCACAAGUUUGAGCCGAGUGGCGAUGUCCACAUGCACGCAAUGAUCUGGGCAAUCUUGCGCCGCGGGUGUUCUCCGACGAAUCCUGUCCAGGUUGCGCACAACCCGCAGAUCAGCAUGCAGAACGAGAACGACAGCACGUUGCCUUCUUCAAUUUCCACUACGAUGCCAAAGAAGCGGAAAGCCCCGGCAAAGACGGCAACGAAGAAGAAACGUAAGAAGAUGUCGCCCGACUCCGAAGUGUCCGACUCGGAGGAGGCCGUGUGCCGACCGUCGGUAUCUAAACCAUCGUCAUCUGCACGAUGGAAAUCAGGUCCUGCUCCAACCACCGCUCUGCCCCAGCACGAUCUCGCUCCUUUAGAUGCAUCCGAUAUUCCAUUCGACGCCGCGAUGGCCGACCCCAUGCUGGUCCUCGUGGCCACGUACGACAUUCGCCUCCAGGCCCUGGGGUACUCAAAAGUUGGUGUUGAUAUCAGCGCCAUUCUACUGGACGUGCUGGAAAUGAUCGGCCGAACGCGGUGUAUCGGGAUCACAGUUAGCUGCAUCAGCGACACCCUGUUCAAUGGCGACAUUAAGCGCAUGCACUACUUCCUCGAUGAACUCGUCGCGAUGAAUCUUGUGGAGAAGCGUAUCUUGACUCUUCCUCCGCGCCGCUUCAAUAUCAUUCAUUUGAAGCGGUUUGCUGCGUUGUUCGACCCCCACACGAUGGGGUUUGCCGGCUUUUACUUUGAGCACGAGCCCAACACGAAGGCAAUCUUGGUCAACAAGCUCCUGCGGUCGAUGCAGGUCCGGAACGAAGAGACUGCUGUGUUCCCCGACGUCGCCAAGCGCUUUGGUCUCCAAAAACGGCAGCAGGAGUCCCUGCGCAACUACAUUUGCCAGGAAGCGACGAAAAACCCAUUGACGUGCCCACUUCAUAUGUUCAUGGCAACCUGUCAUGGCGGCGAGCGGUCCACGGGCCGCAAACUCUGGUGCGUCCGCGUCGUAGACACGUCUGCGAACACCGGCUCGUCCAUCACAAGGGGCGGCAACGAGUUCACCUUCCCGCUGGCCCACAACAUGGGAGGUGCUGAAUACUUGUAUCGACUGGUUGAUGCCGCGAGCCCGGAAGGCAUCACAAUCCCAGAAGUCAAGGACGUUUGCGGCAACCCGGACAACAAGUGGGUGUACAAGAAGAUGCAGCGCAUGCUGAUCCACCACAACGUGGUAUCGGAACGGGUCAUGGGCUCCCGCAGCGUCGUGCACAAGUUCAGCGUCGUGCCGACCAUCAUCAAGUCCGAAGAAGUGGCUGCGCCAACUACUGCUGGCGUCGGGGUGGGCAUCGGUCGGUAUGCUUCGAUUCGGCAAUCAAUUCAAAACUCGGGACACCGUCUCGUCGGCGACGUGUUUGUGGAACGGCAGGCAUUCUUGAUGGACCAAAUUCACACCAACUCGAUUGUGUCGGUCGGGUACCUCCGGCGAACGCUGUGUGCCCACGAGAAUCGCCAGGGCACGCACGGCAUCGAUGGCCGGACCAUUCUUCGGCUCCUCCAGCCCCUCGUGGACGACAAGACGAUCGAGUUUAUUGACGUAAACGUGCCAUGGAAGAAAGUGUCUGGUCAUACCCGCGUCCGAUGUGUCGCGCUUCCAUUCGUCAUGAAGGAAGAGUCCCAAGCCACGCUGCGCAAAUUCCUCGACCAAUAUUCGCCGCUCGACGAUUUGGACUCGACGAUCAAGUGGGUCGACUCGUCAUUUUCGAUCGUGCGGGAAGACCACUUGCGCCAGCGGCAGUUGAAUGCUGCGGAUGCGAAAUCGAAACAAAACAUCGUGGCACUGUCGCACAAUAUUUCUGCGUUCAACGCAGCGCGGCAACGGUUGAAGGACCACCAUCGCCAAUGCCGCAGGCUCGGGCAAGCGUACGGGAUGAUGUGCCGCGCCCGGCUCCUCCAUGUCGCCAUAUGCCGCGCACUGGUGCGCAUGAAAGUUUGGCCUACGACGGCAUUGACCCUGCCAUCGGUCGACAAGGAAGCUCGUAUUGAGUUCAAGUUUCAAGACGUGAUGGCCCAUACGUCCGUGCAAGACUAUUGCCAAAUCUUUGGCACGCCUGAGGCUUUGUCCGAAGCGCAGGAAGCCGCCGUCAAGCAAGUCAUUUAUGCCGGGAACUCCAUGAAUAUCUCUGACCAGUGGAAAAGGCUUGGCGCCGUCGGCAAGGUGCUCCAGCGCAACCAGCGCAACCGCGCAAAGCGCAUGGUGGACAUCCUCGUGGACUUCAAGCUCCUCCAUCGCAAGCAGCCGGCCCCUCUGCAGCACGAGAGCGUGUACAGCAGCGACGUAGACGAGAUGGUGUCUCGCGUCGUCGACCAGACUGUUCACGGCGGCGUGCUGCUUCUCAAUCUUCAUGUGUUUGUCGCGGUAGUGGACGAGCGCGCGUCGACGCCACUUCGACUUCGCGGAGUGCUGAGGCCGGUGGGAUUCGGUCCCCUCCCAGAGAUACCCCUCGAGUACUCGUUCAACGACGUGGACCAAGUCAUCACGUUUUGGCGGCUCCUGGAAGUGUUCUACCUCGAGAAAGCUCGAUGGGAAUGCAUGAUGGAGCCGCCGAUGCCAGAUCAACCGCCCAUGUUCGUCAAGCCGUACUUGGUGCCGUCGAUCAAUGCAACUCUAUCGCUGCUGUGGACGGACAGCGGGUCCCUGCAGCGGCAGAAGGUCGGGAUUAUGAAGACAAGAGCCAAGCCAAAGAAACGUGUGUUUUCGUCCAACUUGAUCAAUCCGAAUCCGAAGUGGAAGUUGGAUGCGCGCGCGCAACGCAUCGAACAGCGGCGCCAGCAACCGCUACGGAUCAAGACGCCACGCCGCAAGCCGGAAAAAAUUGCCUUGACGCCAGACCAUGAAGAAGCUGCGCUCGCAUCGUAUAUGGACAAGAUUGUGAACCUGUGGCAGGUCGACGUGCCGUUGGAACUGCGUUUUGACCAGGAAGAGACGACUUUUAUCAACAGCCGCGUCUGGCGCGGCCGAGUCAACUGGAAUGCGAUCGGGUUGGAGGUCGGGUGGCCCAUGCUGCGUGUUGGCGCGACGCGGCCGUACGUUGGCCUCGAAGUGAAGCGCCGGCUGCUCAAGCACUGCUUGCCGCGCCCGAUCGUGAAGAAGCAAUUGAUGGCGCUAGAAGCUGCCGAAGUCGCGGCCAAAAAUCCCACUGGCCGCUUUCUCGAGGAGGUAAUGAUUCAGUCGGAUCCGCGCGUGUAUGGAUGCCUGGUCAAGGCGGUGCAGAUGAUGCUACAGCCAGACGCUGAAUAUGACUCUGCCGUGGCCGACGAUCUCCUCACGCCGUUCUCGACGCUCGAAAUGAAGAUCGUGUGGCGAUACUUGUAUUUUGCUGGCAAAGUCAACAGAAGUAAGCCGGCCGACACGGGCCAUCGUCGCGGGUAUGCGUUCUCGCUCGCGAUGUUCGACUUCUUGCGGCUCAAUGCGACGCAGUGGCCGCUCACGAUGUGCCUGGACGCCGCCGAGCACAUGGGUGCCAUGUCGACGCUGCAGGAGGAUGGCAUGGAGAUGCAGAUGCCGUCGAAUGCAAGUGCGGGCUUUAUGGCGACGCUCCUGGCGGGCCACGUGCAAGGCACCGUCGACCUCGACGUCACGUUCGAACAAACAAAGGAUGGCGUGUACGGCAGCAUGACCAACCUCAAGGCGGGCCGCAGUUUCAAGGACAACGGGUUCAUCGGGCACAUGCACCGCUUCACGAAUGGGCGGAGCUACGACGAGUUCAACAUGGACUGGGUCCUUUCGACCAAGGCGAGUUCGGCAAGUGCCACGGACGACUGUUGGGAAGUAUUUACACCUCGAAAGCGCAAGCGAUGCGAUGGGGAAGGCGGCGAACAACACGACGACGACGACGAUGACGUCGAAUGGACGUGUCUGCAUGCGCCGUCGAAACCAUGCACAUCCAUGAAGCGUUGCCGCAAUCUUGUGGUGGAAGCCCUGGCCAAAGCUAUUGAUGCCAAGGAAGGCGAAGGCACGACUGCCACGGACUUGGCCAACAAUUUGUUUCCCCACGCAACGUCCCAACGACGACGGCAGCAAGUCCAAGAAGCCCUGGACCAACUCGUCACGAACGACCGCGUGUGCGACGUGCAUGCGUACAACUGCGUUCGCUACGUCGCUUCCGCGCAUGCAAAGCCGUGGAUGGUGUUUCCCUACGCCUACAAGAAAAAAGUCGCCGAGUUCAACCGAGACGAGCCACUGAUCGCUCGACCAUGGCUCAAGAUGAACGGCACGACCAACGAAGCGUUCAUGGUGGUCAUGAAGCGCGAAAUCACCAUGCUCGUUGCCGAACGACCAGGGAUUGGUGAAGUGCACAUGAGUGAGUACUUCAAGGGUCUCCUCGGCCUUCAAGACGUUCGGUGCCUGUGCUUUCAACUCAUCGAUGACCGCGUGAUCUACUCCCGUGUAUCCAAGAAGCGAAAACGAUGCAGGUUGUUCAGUGGAGCUCCAUCAUUACCGGAGGAACCUGUCGUCGGCGAGUACUCGAUGGACCGCGACGAGUUUGAGAUGCACUACUUUCCAUCGGUCGACUGCUUUGGCCAGCUCGGGAAUGCGGUGCAGGAACUGCUGUAGUGGAGCGGCGUCUCAUGAUUGGUUGAAAUUGGUGAAAAAAUCGUGUUCGUUUUUCAAAUCGAAGGCGUAUAUUCAAUAAGACAUUUGUUGAUUGGAUAAA
Messenger RNA from Aphanomyces invadans, 4827 nucleotides. RefSeq lists its product as hypothetical. Gene Ontology annotation, cellular component: transcription factor TFIIIC complex. NCBI's taxonomy places the organism in Eukaryota, Oomycota, Saprolegniomycetes, Saprolegniales, Verrucalvaceae. Bases 12 to 4727 code for a protein of 1571 amino acids. The record is from RefSeq and is a predicted model, not a curated record. The transcript has a single exon. Gene Ontology annotation, molecular function: DNA binding. Gene Ontology annotation, biological process: 5S class rRNA transcription by RNA polymerase III; transcription initiation at RNA polymerase III promoter.